UCUCCAGCAGCGGACUCAAGGACUUUAGCGACCACAGAAGGCUGUUCAUACCGGCGGACCAUUCAGCGCACAGGACAACUUUCAUUCGCAUCAUCACGCAUGGCUGUGCCUUUGCGCAAAAACGCGACAGUGAGAGCGGCUCGAAAGAAACUGAUGGGAUCCUGAGAUAUAAAAACAUUUUAUAAAAUCAAGCGACAAACACUACAUUAGAGUGGCUGAGGAGAAAAAUAUCUUUGCACAAACAAGGAUAUCCAAAUGCGCAGCAGGAAUAUCCCGCUGUAGAUGUUUAAGCUCUGAGGCAGAACCUGAAAUUCAGACAGAGAUGGAUCAGUGGGGAGUUUAUCUGUCUUUGCUCCUAACUUUUGCCCUGUUAGACGUUAUACUAGCUCGCACAGACUGUUUGGUGGCUGGAGACUCGUGCUCCAGUGAUGAGACUUGUAGUCCACGCUUACGUACCCUGCGGCAGUGUGUGGCCGGCAACGGCAGCAUGAAGCUGGGCCCCGGUGCCAGAAGCCAGUGUGCCAACGCAGUGUCCGCCCUCCUGUCCAGUCCAUUACGUGGCUGCCAGUGCAAACGAGGAAUGAAGAAGGAAAAGAACUGCCUGAGCAUCUACUGGAGUCUUCAUCAGUCCAUCAUUCAUGGACUCAACCUUGUGGAGAGUUAUCCCUAUGAGACAGCACAGAGGGAUUAUGAUUACGUCCGCUUGGCAUCCAUUACGGCAGACUCAGAUGUUGGCAUGACAACCGUGAAUCGCUGCCUGGAUGCAGCCAAGGCUUGCAACGUAGACGACUUGUGCCAGAAGCUGCGCACAGAAUACGUCUCAGCUUGCAUCAAACCCACUGCCAAAUCAGGCUUGUGCAAUCGGCCUAAAUGCAACAAGGCCCUGCGCAGGUUCUUUGACCGGGUACCUGCUGACUACACGCACAAGCUGCUCUUCUGCCCCUGUACGGACACUGCAUGUGCGGAGCGUCGAAGGCAGACCAUUGUGCCGAGCUGUUCCUAUGAAACUGGGGAAAAACCUAAUUGCAUUACACAGAUGAAGAUUUGUAAUGCAGACUAUGUGUGCAGGUCUCGUCUGGCACAGUUUCAGCUUGACUGCGAACCUUCGGAAACAUCUGCCAAUGGCUGCAAGGAGGGGAACUAUGGAAGAUGUCUACUCGCCUACACAGGGCUUAUAGGAAGUACUAUAAAUUCCAACUAUGUCGACAACUCCACAACCAACGUGGCUCCGUGGUGCUCCUGCUCACCAAGUGGGGGCACGGGGGAGGAAUGUGAUCACUUCCUGGGAUUUUUCACAGACAACAGCUGUCUCAAAAAUGCUCUAAAUAUGUUUGGAAGAGAAUCAGAGCAGCAAACUCAUCUCAGCACACCAAGCCACAGUAGAGGAGAAAGCCAAAGCAGCACUUCUCAACCACAAACCACUGAGACUAUGAAGGACAUUCUGGAACCAGAAAUACCUACCCAGGGUCUGGGAAAUGAACUAUUGGUUGGCCAUGGCACUCUUCCCUCCAACAGUCUCCCAAACCUGGCCACACCUCUCAGCCAAAUGCUUCAGGCUGCCUUCAGCAUUCUGUUGUUGCUCCUCCAUUGCCUCUACGGAUAUUAAACGCUGCAGGGAAGCUCGCCGAGGUACCUUUAAGCAGAUGGAAGUACCAGAAGAAAAUUAACAUGGGCUUUUAUUCCUUCUUCUAAACAUGAACAAAGGCACAGCUAUUUUUUUUUUCAUUUGUGUCAAAGCAGUCUGCUUCCACACACGAGGGGAGCCUUCUGCAGUCAUGUGCCGGUGUGUACAUUUGUACAUUGUGCUUAAGCAAGCUGAAAUGAAAUUAAAAUACAAUUUCAUGGACUAACCCUGCUACAUAUAACACAGAUGUGUGAUACUGUACAAUGCGAUGAAAUAUAUACCUGUAAAGAUUUGUUUGUUUUUAAAAUUCCAAAAGGGAAUUAUCUAAAGGAAACCAGUAAAUUUUGUGUCUGCACUGUUCUCAGUGCUUUAACUGUUCUGGAAGGUGGUGGAAACGAUUUUACCACUCUCUUUAGUUGGCUGAACAAGGAGCUCUAUUUCCCAACAAUACUGGAGUAAAGGUAAAAUAGAUUUUGUUUACACAUCCUGAACCAAAAGACCCAUUUUAUGUCCAGAAAGGUCUACAAAAGAUGCCUCCAGUUGAAGUACAUAAACAACUCUGACAUAAUUAUUUCCAUCUGUGUCAAGACUGCUGACCUUGUAAUAGGACUUUCCAUCAAGACUGUUGUGCUUUAGUGAUAAGACCUCUGUUUAUAGAAUAUAUAGGUCUUUGGUCUUUAUUUGCAAAGAUAAAGUUGCUGGACUUGAAAGGAAAUAACCAGAAAUGCAGUAAGUGUACCUGUAGCUUCUGUGCUUUGUGUUAGUGACUGUAAUACCCUUUUAUUUCUUAUGGUUUUAGUGUACAUUGCUAUACGCUGCACUCAUUGUUUUUCUGCCAAAGAAGAAAGUGAAAAUAAUUUGACAUAUUUAGUUUUCACCGACACCAGGAUGGAGCCCGUUAAAGAUUUGACAGUAAAGAAUGAUUCUGUGUUUUGUGUUCAGGAACAUGCAGUGAAUUCUGAACAGAAGCAUAAUGGUUUAAAUAAAAGUUCUCAGAUACUUAUAAA
Molecule: messenger RNA, 2631 nt
Organism: Girardinichthys multiradiatus
Lineage: Eukaryota; Metazoa; Chordata; Actinopteri; Cyprinodontiformes; Goodeidae
Gene: gfra4b
Product: GDNF family receptor alpha 4b
Exons: 8
Coding region: 323-1606 (427 amino acids)
Biological process (GO): nervous system development
Cellular component (GO): signaling receptor complex; external side of plasma membrane
Molecular function (GO): signaling receptor activity
Source: RefSeq, a predicted model, not a curated record